AUCAAAGCCGUAGUGUUGUUGUUAUGGCUCGUGUCCUAAAUAUGUGCUAGGUCUUCGUAUGAAACCAGAGACGCAGGCCGUAACUGCAAUAACCUGACACUUCCAUUUGAAAUGGAGAGCAUUACGCAGUUGUUCAAUGACUUGUGUGAAGCACACUUGACAGGUUUGCCAUGGAAGGUCCACCUGGGCCGGCAGAAGAUCAGCAAGAGAAGGGCUAAGCAAAAUCUGAAAAGGAUUGCUUAUAAUGCCCUGUUCAUAAACCUUUUCCAAGACGAGGCUCGUAAGCUGCAAUCAAAUGUUUCGAGGCUUCCAGUGAAAAACAAAAUUUUGAUGCUGUCUUUCAACUUGAGAGUUGGUGGCCUAGGUGCUCAAGCGGACAGAUUGGAGAAUCUUGUGGAGGAACUGGAAACAGCUGAAUGCUUACCAUUUGCUGAAGUUAAUUCUGUCUUGGAUCUCUUAGUACAGCUUGCCGGAACAGGUCCCCCUCAGCUCGUGCCACAAAAAAAGGACUAUUUUCUGAACAACAAAUAUGUUGGGAGAAAUGUCAAAUAUCAGGGUUAUGAUUAUUAUGAUGUAAGUGUAUUUGAAGCUGAUAUACAAUCUCUAAUAACAAACGAAGAAUGUCAGUUCAAUGACACAAUCCAAAAGACACUUCAGAUAAUGGAGGCCGCACCUGGGACUGGACUCCCCGCCAUAGGGUUGUUCUCACAGAACUAUCCUGCUGGUGACAAGUUUGAGAAAGAAACACGGGUCUCGCUCUUUGGUGCUCUUGUCCAUAGCCGUACGUAUGAUAUGGACAUCAAGUUGGAUUUACCACCAGUGCCUGACAACGCAGAUUUGUCUGGACUUGCAAUUAAAGUUCCCCAAAGUAUAGACCAGUCAGAAGAUGAGGGAUUCCAGUCAGCGUCCAAUCUGACUCCUGAUUCUCAGUCAGAGCCGAGCAUGACCCCAGACAUAGACUUGUGGGAUGCAGUGCUUACAUACGGACCCAGCAAACGGAGAUGUUGGGAAAGAAUUGGAUACCCACCUGGUAAAAAAGAGGAACCAUAUCUUACUGAAGCUGGAAGAGAAGCUUUUGACAAAUUUUACAAACUUCGAGAAGGGGAGUUGCAACUGUUUAGUAAUACUGUACUUCAGCUUCCACAGCUUGUGCUAAUGAAAGAACCGGAACUGGUUAAGGAUGUCUUGAAUGUCCUCAUUGGUGUGGUAUCCACUACAUUUUCGCUCAACCAGGCUGCUCAGACCUUUGUGAUAAAGGAGGGGGUGUAUGUCUCUGGAACUUCGCCGGAGACAAUGCACAGCCUACUCUCAGAAGUCGCAGAGUAUGGAACCUAUUACACACGAUUAAGUCGUUUUUCUCUUCAGCCAGUUUUAGAUUCUUCAUACAGCAAAGGACUUGUGUUUCAGGCAUUCACAAGUGGGCUCAGAAAGUAUCUUCAAUAUUACCGAGCCUGUGUUUUGUCAACACCUCCUACUUUAAGUCUUCUAACCAUCAGCUUUCUCUUCAGGAAAUUAGGUCGCCAGUUGAGGUAUUUAGCUGAGUUGUGUGGCAUAGGAACAACAACGCUGGGGAUCAGUGGUGGAGCUGGUGCUUCAUUUCCUACGGGUGUUAAAUUGCUUUCAUAUCUGUACAAAGAGGCUCUCAACAACUGUAGCAAUGAGCAUUAUCCAGUUCUUCUGUCUUUGUUGAAGACAAGCUGUGAACCAUACACAAGAUUUAUCUAUGAUUGGGUAUACAGUGGUGUAUUCAGAGAUGUUUAUGGAGAAUUUAUGAUCCAGGUGAAUGAGGAUUAUCUUUGUUUCAGAGAUAAACAUUACUGGACUCAUGGUUAUGUUUUGAUUUCAAAAGAAGUAGAAGAUUGUGUCCCUGUAUUUCUUAAACAUAUUGCUAAUGAUGUAUACAUAUGCGGAAAAACCAUAAACUUGCUGAAAUUGUGCUGUCCUAGGCAUUAUAUAUGUUGGUCAGAUAUACCUGUUCCCCGGAUUUCAGUUAUUUUUUCACUUGAGGAGCUGAAAGAAAUAGAGAGAGAUUGUGCAGUGUAUGUAGGUCGAAUGGAAAGAAUUGCCCGAUACAGUUCCAUAAGCAAGGAGGAGAAGGAUUUGCGUAUGGAAAUAGCCAAACAAGAAUUAAUUGUUCAUGCUCGAGAAACUGCUAGCAAAGUACUAAAAGCCAUUAACGAUCGACAAAUAUCAGAACGAAUGGCUUUGGAUGCAAAGAAACGGGAACAGUUUCAGAAACUGAAAGAGCAAUUUGCAAAAGACCAAGAGCGUCGCCUUGCAAUAAAGCAAGAGGAGAUUGAUGAUGAUUUCAGCUACGCCCGAGAGCUCAGGGAGAGAGAAAAAAGACUGAAAGCUUUAGAAGAAGAACUGGAAAAAAAGGCAAGGCAGGAAUUAAUUGACCAUUAUAGCAAACUUUCUGAUGAUGCAGCCCGUAGGGAACAAAGAGCGUUAUGGAAAAUCCAGCGACACAAGUUGGAAACAGCUCGUCUUAAGUUUCUAUUAGAAGAUCAAAAACACAUCGAGGAAAUGCUUGAAAAACUUCCAGAUGGAAACUACAGGAGAAAAUUAGAUAUUAUUCCGUAUAAACAGUGCCAGUUGGCUUUAGAUAAAAACCCUGUUGUGAAAGAGCCACAUUCACAGGUGUCUUCUGUGAAGCCUCUGCAUUCUAAUGAGACAGUUGGCAGAAAAGAAUCUGAGCCUGGACUGGAAUAUGCUACUUGUGCUGACAAAGCACUGCCCAUGCCAGAACCGACAAAUAAUAACGCUGAUCAGUAUUUUCAGCCUAAAGCAGCAGGAUCUGAAAGCAGUCUCCAAAGUUCAGAGAAAGCAUGCAGUCCUCUAUACAGUGCUGAUUCCUUGCCUGAAUCCAAUGUGAAUAUAGAAGAUUUCUUAUCAAAGCCACAAGAUGAACAACCUGUUGCCAUUAGUGUACAAGGAUCUUUGCUAGAUGAAGCAUUCCGAAAUAUUAACUCAGAUCUUUCUGAGACUUCGCAAGUAAGGGAAAAUCAGCCUGUCUUGAGAGGAGCACUGGAAGGAGAGGACAGUGCACCAUUGCAUCAGCCAAAGGAGUAUGAUUUUAAUACAGUUCUCAGACCGUCUGCAGCUUGGCAGGGACACGUUAGAGUUGGAGAAAAUGUAUUUGAUAUGGAGUACAGAAGGCCUCGGUGGAAUGUUCAUGGACAUUCAUCUGAUGCCAACAUUAGAAUGGGAGAAUAUGUACCUCAUGUGGAUGCUUACCAGCCCCAUUCAAGUCCUUAUGGGCAUUCUUCAGAUUCCCAUAUAAAAAUCAGCAGCUAUACUUCUGAAGUUGAAUCUAGCCGACCCCGGUGGAAUAUUCAUGGGCAUGUUUCUGAAGCUCAUAUUAAAAUUGGGGAAUAUGCUUCAGAGGUAGAGCCCUCAAGGCCUAGGUGGAAUAUUCAUGGGCAUGCUUCAGAAGCCAAUAUUAAGAUUGGAGAGUACGUGUCAAAUGUAGCUCCUACAAGGCCUCGAUGGAACAUCCAUGGUCAUGCAUCUGAUGCCAAUAUCAAGAUUGGUGAAAACGUGUCAGAGGUGGUCUCAGCUAGGCCUCGUUGGAACAUCCAUGGGCAUGCUUCACAGUCACACAUCAAAAUUGGAGAACUGGUUUCAGAUACAGAGCCUUUGAAAUCUCGUUGGAGCCCGUUUGGUCACGCAUCCCAGUCAAGCAUCCAAAUAGGGAAGUGGGCCCCAUCUACAGAAAAUGAUCCAAUACCUCAUCGUAAAACCAUUUCAGGUCCUUCAUCUGACUCCACAGUUCAGACACUUCUGUACAGUGAAGAAUUAUCUCCUCCACAGUCGCAGUCAUCUGACAGUGUUACAGUCAUUCCUGAUGCUAAUAUUAAAGACGACAAAAAAGAAAAUACAAUGGAAGAGAAACAAGAAGGCAUUGCAAAUGUGGUCAACAAGGACCCUUCUCCAGAUUCCUCACAGAGCUUACAGCCAGAAGAACCUGAAAAAGCAAUUCCACAAGAUACUGUGCCUCAAGAAACUUUAUUUUCUGAAGCUAAUGCUCCCAAGACUAAGGAGGAGGAAGGGGAAGAGGAAGAUACAUGGAAGAAAGAACAAGCUUAUUUGAAAGCCUUAUCGGAUCAGUAUUGUAUUGAAAAAUAUCAAGAUAGUUAUGAUUUGAUGUCAGAACUACCAGUUUCUCAUCUCUUGCAUCAUGUGAUACCGAGAUCGUACACUUUUCCUGUGGAUCCUAUGGUACAGUCAGCAACAGAUGAAACAGCUGUACAGCUGAGUGAGCUCUUAUCUCUGCCAGUGCUGAUGAAACGUUCUAUUACUGCUCCACUUGUCUCUCAUGUUUCUCUUGUGAACAAAGCAAUAGUUGAUUACUACUUUGUGGAGCUGAAUGUAGAGAAGCAUUUUGAAGCACUGAGACACUUUUUGUUAAUGGAAGAUGGGGAGUUUGCUCAGUCACUCAGUGACCUGUUGUUUGAGAAGCUUGGAUCAGGACAAACACCGGGUGAAUUGCUGAAUCCACUGGUUCUUAAUUCUAUCCUAAAUAAAGCAUUACAGUACAGUCUUCAUGGUGACACCCAGCUUGCUUCCAAUCUUUCUUUUGCCCUCAAAUACCUUCCAGAAGUGUUCAAGCCCAAUGCGCCUGAUGCUCUGAGUUGCUUAGAGCUAAGGUACAAGGUUGACUGGCCUCUGAACAUUGUCAUUACUGAGAGCUGCAUGAAUAAAUACAACAAGAUCUUCUCCUUUUUGCUUCAGCUGAAGCACAUGGUGUGGACUCUCAAGGAUGUUUGGUUUCACUUAAAACGCACUGCUUUAGUGAGUCAUGCAUCAAAUUCUGUUCAGUUUCGACAGCUCCAGCUGUAUAAACACGAAAUGCAACAUUUUGUGAAAGUUAUUCAAGGUUACAUUGCUAAUCAAAUUCUUCAUGUUACCUGGUGUGAAUUUGGAAACAAACUGUCUUCUGUAGGCAACCUGGAAGAAAUUCACAGAACACACGCUGAAUACCUCAAUAAAGCAAUCUUCAGGGGUCUGUUGACAGAGAAGGCAGCCCCUGUGAUGAACAUUAUACAUAGCAUCUUCAGCCUCAUUUUGAAGUUCCGCAGCCAGCUGAUCUCUCAGUCGUGGAGCUUCGAUGCAGGGAAGCAAAUGGCUGUUCAUCCCAACUUUGGUCUGAUGCAGCAGUCAUACAAUACCUUCAAGUAUUACUCCCACUUCUUAUUCAAAGUGGUAACAAAGCUUGUAAAUAGAGGAUACCAACCGCAUUUGGAGGACUUUCUACUGCGAAUCAACUUUAAUAACUACUACAAGGAUAACUGAACUCUGUAGAGUAAGGAUCGCUGCUAGCAUGGUAAAACAGAAACAGAUAAACCUAUAUGCUUAUAAUUUAUAGAAGCUCAUGCAAAUGCCAUGCAAGAGGCAUUUUUCUUCAGUAAAAUAACCUGCCAUUUAAUAGCUUGAAGAGUAUAACCACCACAUACAGAGAAUGAUGCUUCUUAAAAUCCAGCACACCUACCAGUUUUUUGGUGUUGUCAUUAUUGCAAAGAUAGAAAAGCUGAGUGCCUGGCCUUGACAGGGAAGAGAGUGCAAAACUGUAUAUCUGUGAAUGUGUAAAUGUUGUACUUCCAGUGUUGUGAAUUUCCUCCAAUGUAAAUACAUGUAUGUGAAAUA
This is a messenger RNA of Egretta garzetta (little egret), 5646 nucleotides long. It is a transcript of the gene TUBGCP6, whose product is annotated as tubulin gamma complex associated protein 6. Gene Ontology annotation, molecular function: microtubule minus-end binding; gamma-tubulin binding. The coding region runs from base 112 to 5295 and encodes 1727 amino acids. The transcript is spliced from 26 exons. NCBI's taxonomy places the organism in Eukaryota, Metazoa, Chordata, Aves, Pelecaniformes, Ardeidae. The record is from RefSeq and is a predicted model, not a curated record. Gene Ontology annotation, biological process: spindle assembly; microtubule nucleation; meiotic cell cycle. Gene Ontology annotation, cellular component: equatorial microtubule organizing center; spindle pole; gamma-tubulin complex.